Molecule: messenger RNA, 2360 nt
Organism: Stegastes partitus (bicolor damselfish)
Lineage: Eukaryota; Metazoa; Chordata; Actinopteri; Pomacentridae
Gene: nms
Product: neuromedin S
Exons: 6
Coding region: 113-484 (123 amino acids)
Source: RefSeq, a predicted model, not a curated record
CGCGAUCAGACCACACAGCUGUCAGGAGCCGAGCCGAGCCGAGCUAAGCCGAGCGGACCUGUGAUCUCCAAAAAGCGCGCAAACCAGAGGAGCGAAGGAACACUGUGGAGACAUGACGGUGCCAACUGUGCGACAACUUUUUCUUCUAUGUUUUAUCGGGUUUUUUGGAUGUUGGAGCACAACAGAUGCCAGUCCUUACGAUCAGUGGGAAGACGGCGUAGCGUUACGAAAGGUGCGAGGCGUCCAGAAUGAUGAUCUGAGUGGAGUGUUGUGGAGAGACCAGAAUGAGGAGCAAGUCCAGAAUGUCUUCAAAAGAUUCUUAUUUCAUUACUCCAAAGCUCGCAACUCUGUUGGAGCCGUGCAGCAAGAGUCUCACUCAGUUCACCCUCUGAUGCGACUUUCACCCAAACUUUCGCAGAGGAGAAAGAAGAAGGUGUUACUUCUGGUGAGAAAACCUCAGAAACAUAAACUCAUUAAGUCCUGAACUGUACGUUUUUAGAAGAUCAGGAUGUACAGCUGGAGUUUUUAUGGGAUUACGACACCCACGUGGAUGUGGAAAUACAUCAGGGAGAGGACGGUACAGAAAAUAAGCACUGGAACAGUACUGCAGGCAACUCUUAUUUUUAAGUAGCUGAGGUUUGCAUGUUGUAGAAGAUUAGCUACAAAACGUUGUGGCUGGUGGAAUUUGAAGAAGCAUCUGCUUGUGAGUCACAGGAUUAAUGUUGAUUUGUCUGAGUUUUGAGCAGGUUGACCAGGAAUGAGUUUCAGUUUGCUCAGUUUGGUUCAUCUUUCUAUGUGUUAAACACCUGAAGAGUUGAAAUAAGCCAGCAUUUAAAGGAACAGUUCAAUGUUUUGGGAAAUACACGUAUUCACUUUCUUGCCAGGAGUUGUGUAGAUAUGAUGAUAAUUCCUCUCUCUUGCUUGUUAUUUAAAUAUGAAAAAAAGUUAUCUUAGCUUUUACUUACAGGCCCAUUUUGUUCGUAUAUAACCAAAUGCAUGGACCAGAACCUCUAAACGCCCCCUUUUAAUCCAUAUAACUAAACUGGUGCAAUUUUGGGGUGUAAAAUGCCGAAGUAUCCUUUAACAGAUCAUUAGUAGCCCAUCAUUAGUCAAUCAUCACACAACCCACAAAGUUUUCCUUCAUGAAUUCAUUUUUGGCACCUUAAAAGAGGAUUUAAGGUAAAAUCACCACCACCAAAAAGAUCAGAAUUGAGAAUAGAAGAUACAGCUCAACUUUUUAACCAGUUUUUCUAACCGUGGUUUCUUUCUUCAAACAUGCAAGACACAUUUGUUUAUCAAGUUGUCAGAAUUAAGAGGAAAAAAUGGACAGAUUAAUGACACAUAAGGUAAUACAGACUCACUGUCUUCACCGUACGUGAAACACAGUUUUUUGUCAUGUGCUGUCACUCCUCAGAGGAACCUUCUGAGCCAGAAAAACUUCUGCAGAGCUUGAAAGACAGAAACAAAAAACUAACUUUCCACUAUUUGUCUUCUGCCAAAAAAAAAAAGCCUUAACCUUUUCAGAAAGCUUCCUUGUCAGGCAGCAAAGAAGUCAUGAUUUAGAGGGAGCCGGCGUAAAUCACUUCUAAUCACAUCACUGUUCAGCUUCGAUUUACUGCCGACACUGACUUUUCUCCUUCUCUGUCUCUUCUUGCUAAUUAAACAGAAGAUUCGAAGUCUGCCGGAGGGGCUGUUGUAAAAGAAAAACCUAAAAAAAUAAAAAAAAAAACACUAAACGGAGGAAAAUACACAGAAGAAGAGCAGUUGGCAGCUCCGCCUCUGGACUUCACCAUCAACAUCAACAGACAGCAACGCACAGCAUCUCCAACACGACUCUCCACAUUAACUUUCUGUUCAUAGAAAAUAAAUGAUUGUAUGGAUGGCAAAUACUGAACUGCACUGCCAUGGCUGCCACGUGUCUUGUUGCUUCCAAAUGUCACUGAACUGUUUCUGAGCACAAACUUGGCGUGUUGCACCUCUACACUAGACGUGUGUCACAAGAUAUAAAGAAACACUUAAAAUGAACUCCUUUGUAAUCAGCAGUGACACAGAUCUGCAUAUAAAAAAAUGAAAAUAAUUGGCACUGGUUACUGUGGCAAAGAGGUGAACUCACAUUUAAUUCAACAAAAAUUAAAUGUACAUGUACAUUUUGUGACAUAAUUCUCAUGAAACAUAAUAAAAAAAAAAACUUUAAAAUUUGUCUUUGAUGCUUUUGUAAAGAUUCAGGCGAUGUAGGUGAAUUUAAAAUGACAAAACAGUGAGUGUUCUGCUGUUUUUUUUCCCUACUUUCCUACGGAAACGUACAGGAGGCUGCUUGGCUCUCUCCAGCCGAGCCGCCUGUCCAUGUGCCCUUGAGCAGG